This is a messenger RNA of Pongo pygmaeus (Bornean orangutan), 1858 nucleotides long. Its product is annotated as WD repeat domain phosphoinositide-interacting protein 3-like. Gene Ontology annotation, molecular function: protein binding. The coding region runs from base 1 to 1032 and encodes 343 amino acids. The transcript has a single exon. Lineage: Eukaryota; Metazoa; Chordata; Mammalia; Primates; Hominidae. The record is from RefSeq and is a predicted model, not a curated record.
AUGAACCUCCUGCCCUGUAACCCUCAGGGCAACUGGCUGCACUACGCAGGCUUCAACCAGGACCACAGAUGCUUUGCGUGUGGGAUGGAAAAUGGAUUCGGAGUCUAUAACACUGAUCCACUAAAAGAAAAAGAGAAACAAUUUCUAGAAGGAGGAAUUGGCCAUGUUGAAAUGUUAUUUCGCUGCAACUAUUUAGCUUUAGUUGGUGGUGGAAAAAAGCCGAAAUACCCUCCCAACAAAGUAAUGAUCUGGGAUGACCUGAAGAAGAAGACUGUUAUUGAAAUAGAAUUUUCUACAGAAGUCAAGGCAGUCAAACUGCGGCGAGAUAGAAUUGUGGUGGUUUUGGACUCCGUGAUUAAGGUGUUCACAUUCACACACAAUCCCCAUCGGUUGCACGUCUUCAAAACCUGCUAUAACCUCAAAGGCCUCUGUGUCCUUUGUCCCAAUAGUAACAACUCCCUCCUGGCCUUUCCGGGCACGCACACGGGCCAUGUGCAGCUUGUGGACCUGGCCAGCACAGAGAAGCCACCAGUGGACAUUCCUGCACACGAGGGUGUCCUGAGCUGCAGUGUACUCAACCUGCAGGGAACAAGAAUUGCAACUGCAUCCGAGAAAGGGACCCUUAUGAGAAUAUUUGAUACUUCCUCAGGGCAUUUAAUUCAGCAACUGCGAAGAGGAUCUCAAGCAGCCAAUAUUUACUGCAUUAACUUCAAUCAGGAUGCGUCCCUCAUCUGCGUAUCUGGCGACCAUGGCACAGUGCAUAUUUUUGCAGCUGAAGAUCCAAAAAGGAAUAAACAGUCCAGUUUGGCCUCAGCCAGUUUCCUUCCAAAAUACUUCAGUUACAAGUGGAGUUUCUCCACGUUUCAGGUUCCCUCAGGCUCUCCGUGCAUUUGUGCCUUUGGAACAGAGCCAAACGCCGUCACUGCAAUUUGUGCAGACUGUAGCUACUACAAAUUUCUGUUCGACCCCAAGGAGGAGUGCAUCCGAGAUGUCUACACGCAGUUUCUAGAGAUGACUGAUGACAAGCUGUGACUCCCCUGCCGGGGGCGCCACAGCACCCACCACCUGCUGCCUUCAGGCUCUCGGGGCUGGUGCCAGAGCCCCAGGGGUCUCCUGGACCACGGGCUGGAGGGGCUGCCCAGGGACCUUGGUCUCGAAGCCAUACGUGGUUGUCUGCUUUCCUAAGGACUCCCAUUUCCAGUAUUAAAGAGAGAAUCAUCAUCAAGGCACCGUAGGUACUCAGUGCUGUGACCAGCUCGAGUGGCCGCUGGCUGUUCCCAUGAGUUCAGCUGUGAUGUUAGCUUCAGUGGCUCCACCGCAUCCUCACGCUGACGGGGGCUCCAUACAGACCUGGGGACUGGGCUGAGAGGGUGGAGGAGUUCAAGUUUGUUUUUGCAACAGAUUCCAUCGUUCUUACUGAGUCUGCAGCGGGGAAGUGAACAAGUGUGCAAAUGUAAGUUCUUACAUUAUAAGCAGAUUUAUAUAGAACACCAGCAGCUUGCCUUAGAAAAGGAGAAAGGAAUUCCUUCUCCCGUCCGAACAUGAAGAAAAACGACCUGACCCUGUAGAGAGAACACAGAGUGAAUGUUUCCCCUUUUGUGAGCCCAGCCUGUGGUCUUCUCCGUACCCGCAACGUAGUCAUCUGUGCCGGUAACGUCAUCUGUGCCCUUGCGUGGCGUCCCCGUCUCUGUUGGGGCCAUUAGAAUGAGGCGGACACCAGGCCACCGUAGAAGCCGAGCCUCAGACCUCAGGCGUGUGCGGGGCGGGGACGCGAAGUCUCCUGGUUACAUUCUGGGUUAAAUCUGUUUCCCGGUUAUGUGUAGGGAACAGCAGAGUGAUGCACGGACUUUGAACAUUC